AUGGAUUCCAAUACCCCUAGUAACAGUUCACCAAAUUAUACACCUAUUGCAAGAAAGAAAAAUGUAUUCAGGCCACCUGUAAGAAACCCUCAACAAGUUUUAUCGACUCCAAAUACUCUGGUGAAGACAUCUGUCGACAAGGUUGACAAAGGCUCUAUUGAGGAUAGGAGAUUAGCCUACGAAUUGAAACUUCUUAACAAUGAAUUCACUAGGCAAAUUAAUUCUUACAAGAUAGAAAAUAAUCAGCUGAAUCAAUCCAUCAAGGUUUUGAAGAAUUAUGAGAAAGAGGAGAAAGUAAUGAGGCUAAUCGAGAAAUGGAGAAGCAUUUCUCAAGCGGGUAUGUCGUACAUGCUUAAUUCUACGAUGCUUAAGAUUACAAAGAUUGGCGGGUAUGAGGAACUGAAAAGAAAGGAAAUGGAAGCUGAAAAACGGAAAAUUGAAUAUCAAGUGGAUGAUAAUUUGCAAGAUGAAAUGGAUAACGUUUUGGAAUCAGAAGAGUUCCAAAUGCUCCCCGAAGAGGAUCAAGAGGAAUACAAAAAUCGUAUGCAGGAUAAAAUAGAAGAAAUGGAAAUUUGGAAGGAGAAAGCGCUUACAAAAUUGGAGGAGCAAGUUAAGUUGAGUGCAAAUCAAGAAAUGACCAUGCAAGAAUUGGCUCAAAGAUUGAAAAUAAAUUAUCAGUUUGUAUUCCCGGAAUAA
Zygosaccharomyces rouxii is the source of this 696-nucleotide messenger RNA. It is a transcript of the gene MEI5, whose product is annotated as Mei5p. Bases 1 to 696 code for a protein of 231 amino acids. The record is from RefSeq and is a predicted model, not a curated record. The transcript has a single exon. NCBI's taxonomy places the organism in Eukaryota, Fungi, Ascomycota, Saccharomycetes, Saccharomycetales, Saccharomycetaceae.